GACGGAAUUUAGCCAUGAGCACAGCAGACCUACGGACUCAGGCAGCUCGCUACAAGAGUUGAGUGUUCAGUCUCUGUUCAACUGCCGUGCUAAAGUUGUUAUCGUUAUGUACAACUUUUCGCUGUUAUCCUGACUUUUAAUAAUCGAAAAGUUUGACCUUUCUUUUGUUUCCCUCUGCCAUCAAUUGAAGUCUCUUCGUGUUGGAAAAGUUUGUGUUUUAUUGUUUUUUUAAAUGGAGCGAAAGAAGCCGGUGAAUCUUUAUUGCUGUUGGACCUUUCUUCUCGCUUGGUGCUGUAGUCUCACUGACUGUUACAAUUUGGAUGUAGACCAUCCGGUUAGUUUCAGUGGCCCAAAUGGAUCUUUAUUUGGAUAUUCUGUGUUGUUACAUAAGAACAAGCAACACACAUGGUUAAUAGUCGGAGCUCCAGUUGCGAAUUCAACAUUCGAUCCAACCCUUAUAAAACCAGGAGCAAUUUAUAAGUGCAACUUCUCAGGCAAUAGAGAAUGUCAGCAAAUAUCAACGGGUGUGGACAGUUGUGGGAAGACUUGCUUCUCUGAAAGUGACAACCAGUGGCUCGGAGUCAGCCUGUCUAGACAGCCUAGUGAUGGCCAUGUAUUGGCAUGUGGGCAUCGUUGGAAGAACGUGUUCUAUUCCAGGAAAGACAACCAGAACAAGCUGCCUCAUGGUGUCUGCUACAGAUACGAAGCUGACCUCAAACAGUCUCAACCACUUAUCCCAUGCUAUAAAGAUCAUCAACGGAAGUUUGGUGAAGACUACGGAUCAUGCCAAGCAGGAAUAUCCAACUUUCUGAAUGAGGACUUGAUAAUAAUGGGAGCCCCUGGGACAUCGUACUGGACUGGGUCUGUUCUGGUCUACAACACCUCCAGUAUGGUCCUGUCUGCCUAUGUGGAUGACGACAGCACUGUACUCUAUGGCAGUUAUCUGGGCUACUCGGUUGGCGCCGGCCACUUCCUUCACCCUGACUCCACAGAGAUCGUUGGAGGUGCACCCCAGCACAGGCAGACUGGUAAAGCCUACCUAUUCAGAGCUGAAGAAAACAUGUUGAAGAUCAUCAGUGAAGUCAAGGGAAGCAAGCUGGGCUCGUAUUUUGGUGCCAGUGUGUGUGCCGUGGACCUGAAUGGAGAUGGCCUGUCUGAUCUACUGGUAGGAGCUCCCAUGUACAGCACCACGAGAGAGGAGGGACGAGUUCAUGUCUACAUCAACCAAGGAGCUGCUAAUAUGAAGGAAGCAGAGUUUCAGUUGGCUGGAAGCAAAUCGUAUGCUGCAAGAUUUGGGGAGACCAUAACCGAUCUGGGAGAUAUUGAUGACGAUGGCUUUCCUGAUGUGGCGGUGGGGGCUCCGCAGGAGGAAGAGCUGCGUGGGGCUAUAUAUAUCUACAAUGGGAGGAAGACAGGGAUCUCUCAGACCUACUCUCAAAGGAUCACCGGGUCUCUUCUGGGUAAUGAGUUAAAGAUGUUCGGCCAGUCUGUUUCCGGAGGCAUCGAUGUUGACGGAAACGGUUACCAAGACGUUGCGGUAGGGGCCUUCCUCUCGGACUCCGCUGUGGUUCUGAGGACACGUCCGGUGGUAGUGGUUGAGGCCUCCAUGACCCUGCCUGUCAGUGUGAACCGCUCUGUAGCUCUGUGUUCUGACAAUGGUCUUCCUGCUGUCUGCAUCAACGUGACAGUCUGCUUCAGGGUCCGCGCUCGACGCUACAACGGACUCAUAGAACUGCAGUAUAACCUGACAGCCGACACUCACCACAAGGAGUCUUUCCCCUCCCGCUUCCAUUUCCACGGCAACGGGACGUCCAACGUUACGACAGGGCAAGUCAAGGCCAGACACGACCAGCUGAGCUGCAUCACCCACCAGGCCUUCAUGAGGAAAGAUGUCCGGGAUAUCUUCACGCCCAUCCAUUUUGAGGUGACGUACGCCCUCAGACAGCAUCCUGUUCAUACCUGGGGAUUCCGAAUAUUCCCAGCCCUGAAACCCAUCCUGCAGCAGAGAGGGGGGCACAGCAACCUGGUAGCCAAUAAGACUGAGUUUGCUCGGUACUGUUCAUUGGCCAACUGUUCAACCAAUCUGCAGGUCUCUGCAUACCUGGUCUUACCACAGAAACACAACAACAUACAGUACUUUGCAUUGGGUAAUGGGAAGACCAUCAUGUUGAACACAACCCUGGUGAACGCUGGAGAUGAUGCCUUCCUCCCCAGGCUCCAGUUACGCUUCCCAUCCAACCUGCACUACAUCAAAGUCCUUGAUGCAAAGGAGAAGUAUGUGAGCUGUGACAUUUCAGAGGAGAACAAGACAAUAGUAGGAAUGGACUGUAGUGUUGGGAACCUGUACUUCAGCUCUGGAGCCAAGGUGAACAUCAGCUUUCUGUUGGAUGUAAACCAGAGUAGCAGUGCUGGUGACAUUAGCAUAUCCAUCAACACUUUUGGAGACAAUUCUGAAAAUGAGGAUCUUCUGCAUGACAACUCAGCCACUCUGAUAUUACCGUUGAGAUAUGGCGUGGAUGUCAGUGUACAUGGGUUUGUGACUCCAACAUCCUUUGUAUUUGGUGACCAGGAGCCUACUCCAGUUGAUUGCUACACAGAGACAUUCAACUACACUUACAAGGUUGUCAAUAUCGGUCCAAGCAAAUCUCUCAACACGGAAGUUGAGAUUGAUAUUCCCAAGAUACUAUCACCAUAUCCGUACAGAUUACUCCACAUUGCAGAUUUUCAGACCUCUAUUGGAGAAUGCUCCAUUAAAAACGGCUCCAUCACAGUAGAAGAUGAUUGUGAGGUGCCACGUUCGUCUUUAAUCAAGGAACUGGUCUUCUUCUUCUCCAAAACCAGCAAACGCAAAAUGUUCUGUGCUCACGGAGACCACCUGUGCCUGACUCUGGUGUGUAGACUAGGAGACAUGGACAUUGGGAAAGAAGCCACCAUUCAGAUGGAAGUGAAGCUCAACCCCACUGUUCUACAGCUCACACCGGGUCGUCAUGGAGUGAUGCUGAUAGAGAGUACUGGCAUCAUCACAUCACCAAGGGAGGACCCUCACACCAUCCUAUUACAGCAGACCCCUAUUGCUCAGGUUGUGUUGGAGGCCCACUUCAACCAGAAGCCUCAGGCAGCAGUGGAGGGGUUCAUCAUUGUAGGCAGUCUACUGGUGGGACUCCUGAUCCUGGCCCUGCUCAUCUUCGCCCUCUGGAAGGCUGGUUUCUUCAAGAGGCAGUUUAAGAAGGAGAUCAGGAGGGAUAGCUGGGACUAUGUACCAAAGAGUGAGAAGACUGAGAGUAUAUCCUAAGAGUGUACUAAUACAGAAUGGUUCUAUACGACAACAUGAACUAACUGCUGGGGAACAGCUUCUCUACUAAAAGUCCCAUUUUGAUUGAGAUCAUCCAAACCCAAGGGAAAGAACUGCAGGACAAUUCAAACAUUUGUGGCUCAAAAUCUAGGAAUCAACUAAAUGCGGUAAUUUCUCUAAAACAUGCAAGAGGAAAAACUUUUGCACAUUACCUCUGGGCUUGUUGCAGUGAGAGUAUAGAACAUGGGCUUGUUGCAGUGAGAGUAUAGAACAUGGGCUUGUUGCAGUGAGAGUAUAGAACAUGGGCUUGUUGCAGUGAGAGUAUAGAACAUGGGCUUGUUGCAGUGAGAGUAUAGAACAUGGGCUUGUUGCAGUGAGAUUAUAGAACAUGGGCUUGUUGCAGUGAGAGUAUAGAACAUGGGCUUGUUGCAGUGAGAGUAUAGAACAUGGGCUUGUUGCAGUGAGAGUAUAGAACAUGGGCUUGUUGCAGUGAGAGUAUAGAACAUUGGACUGUGUACGUGGAAUGUACAUUAGAACAUGGACUAUGUGACCUCACAAGAACAGGCCUAUCAUUCCUGUUUUUAUUCCCCACCAAGAACUCAGGAUAUGAAGCCGAACAUUCCAUGGUCUUGUUCAAUAUGCAUGAAACAGAAGAAAACGCUCCAAAACACAGCACUUUCUGUGCCUGUCCAUUAAUUAAGAACCGUUCAUUUUACAUUGCAAAACAUUCUCCCAUACCUGACUACUUGGAUUCGGUCGCACAUAUUUAUUGUGUCUGCUGUACAAAACAUGUAUGAAUGCACUGCUGAAGCUUUUCUCUAUGGAUAGGAAGUCUAUUUGUAUACAAUGAUAUAUACACAUCUAUAUGCCAAAUCUAUCCUCAUUAGGUGUGUAUAUACUGUGUAUAUAGAUAUAUCAAGAGGACCUUUGUUUCGCAUCCUUUUUAAACAACAUUUCCUUUUGUAUCUUCAUGCUAUGGGUAGGGAGGGGAAACAGCCUCAAACUGUCACAAAGUCACACAUUUAUUGUGAAACUAGUGUCACUAGUGAUAAACCAUCAGAUUGAAAGAAGGAACAUUUGUUCUGGUUGAUCUGUGAGACCCUGCGAAAGCCUCUGCCGAGCCGUACAGCCUAAACCCAUGUUUCAUAGAAAUGAAUAGGAGCAUCUCACACUCUGCAAAAGUUACGUGUCCAGUGUAGCAGACCAGUAAGACCAGUACCUGCACAGGUGUUAAUUCUUCAAUUUGUAUUUUUGCUCAGCAGCUUAUGGAGUGAAUGGGACAGAAGGUUUAAUUGUUAUAAUAUAGAACUGAAGGUAACAGAAGGAUGAGGAGGUCAGGGAAGUGUCAUCAGUGAAAAAAGGCAUCUGUUCACUGACUCACUCACUGAAUGACACAUACCACUCCUCAAGGGGACAGCACCCAGUGUGUGUGUGUGUGCAUACGUGCGUUUGCAUGUAUGCAUUUUAGUGUGUGCGUACGACAGCAACUCAUACACCAGCAACUCCUACACCAUGGCAGCAGAAGUUUCCAACACAGUCAGAAAUGAAAAAUGAAAGAGCUUGUUCUUCAGAAAUGACUCAAACGUUCGUCAAAUGGAACACACGGAACACUGGCCUUACCUUUUGGAACAUUUUCAUCCCUUUGGAUUCAAUGGAUUCUGUGUUCUUACUGUAGUUGUAAGGGAUUGGAACAUUCAGCUUUUGGAGAGAUGGUAGGCUGCAUAUGUGGAAGCGUAACAUGUUUUUACUGCUUGAAUUUUCAGGGAGUCAACCUUUCAUGACCAAGUUGUCAGUUUUGACAAAAAUAAAGGGGGCACAUUCCACAUUUCUAUAAAUUGAAAUAAUUUUUUAUUUUUAAUAAAUACGUGUGUGGCGUGUAAAAAUGGACAGAUAACAUUUUGUUUGUCAACACAUUUCACUUUGGUCUGAUAAUUGAUGUAAUCGUGCACUGGAAUGUAUUAUUAUGUUGUCUUUGCUUUAAUAUAAAUCAACCUUUUCUAUUUAA
Messenger RNA from Oncorhynchus nerka (sockeye salmon), 5297 nucleotides. RefSeq names its product integrin alpha 4 (gene itga4). Gene Ontology annotation, biological process: cell-cell adhesion; integrin-mediated signaling pathway; cell-matrix adhesion. Gene Ontology annotation, cellular component: external side of plasma membrane; integrin complex. NCBI's taxonomy places the organism in Eukaryota, Metazoa, Chordata, Actinopteri, Salmoniformes, Salmonidae. The coding region runs from base 233 to 3292 and encodes 1019 amino acids. Gene Ontology annotation, molecular function: integrin binding. The record is from RefSeq and is a predicted model, not a curated record. The transcript has 28 exons.